AUGACGGCUGAGGACAAGAAGGCUGUAUCCAUCAAGGUACCCGUGAAGCCCAAGGAAGCGGAGGACAAGAAGAGAAAACUGAACAGUCUAAAAAUGAAGAAUGAAGAACUGAACGAAGAGGAGAAGAAAAAAAAGGAAGAACUGGAGCUGCUGAUCACCAGGCUUCGAGAUGACGACCCAGAUGUAGUAAACCUAUCCAUUACGAUGCUGAACAAGGAAAUAAUCGAUACCAGUGGAAUAUUGACUUCGUCCUUGCUAGCUCUGAAGGUAUUGAAGACCCAUUAUAACACACUGCUAGAAAUACAUGAGCAUAUGAAAUUCGAAGAAUGCAAAAAGAAGAUGAGCAAUAUGAUAAGUGCCUUGUCCACCACCAUAGGCGAUGAGAACAACAUCGUCAAAUAUAUCAUCAUGGGGAAUAAGAGCGAUUUAGUGAGUUACGGUCAUGAGUAUAUAAAGAAUCUAAUCAGUAAGCUCUUGGUAGAGUUUAAGAAUGUGAAAGAGGAGGAGUCGUCUGGCUCUGUGGCGGCCGUCACUUCAGGAUCAGCGGCAGGAGUGGCAGCUGCGGGAGCGUCCUCUUCCCCCAGCGUGGCAGGUAGUAGUGGCCCCCUGGCCGGCUCACCUGGCAGCAUGCCGAAAGGAGUGCACAUGAUUAGCCACAUCUACGAAUUGGUCAACAUCAUCGUGCCGUACUGUUUUAACCACAACACGGAAUAUGAGGCAAUCGAUCUGCUGAUAGAGGUAGACAAGAUUAACGACAUUCACUUAUACGUGGAUGAGAAAUCCUGUGAAAGGUCUAUAUUGUAUCUCCUUAACAUAACUCAUUACAGUUCCUCCACGGAGGAGUACUACAAAUUGAUGGACGUGAUUCUCCACAUCUUGAAGAAGCACAAGAGACAUGUGGAAUAUUUAAAAAUCUUACUGAGACUAAACAGGACAGAGAAGAUUAAGGAUCUCCUUUUUGAAUGUGGGGACAUGAUGACAUGUAAGCAGAUGGCUUUAAUUUGUUCCAGACAUUCCAUCCAUUUGGAAUUCACCCAAGAGGAAACGAUUCGAUAUCCUCAUAUGGACCUGAACCAGCUAGCUAGUCUUUCCUCAGGGGAACAUUUAUCUUCCAUCUUUUUGAAGCUAGCCAAAGAUUUAGACGUAGAAGAACCCAAAUUGCCAGAAGAUAUUUACAAAACGUAUUUAGAAGAGAAGAGAAAUACAAAUGUGUGGGAUUCUGCAAAACAGAAUCUGUCGUCCUCCUUUGUAAAUGCAUUUGUUAAUGCUGCCUUCUGUAAGGAUAAAUUAAUGACGGUUAAUUCGUCUCUCUGGAUUUUUAAGAAUAAGGACUAUGGCUUGAUGAGUGCAACGGCCUCUAUGGGAUUACUCCUCUUGUGGAACAUCGAUGAAGGGUUGUCCCAAAUUGACAAAUUUCAGUAUAGUACCGAUCAGUAUGUCAAGGCGGGUUCUCUUAUGGCCUUCGGCUUAGCCUGUACUAAUGUAAAAAGCGAAUGCGAUCCUGCCUUUGCAUUGUUAUCUGAACAUAUAGAUGCAGAGAAUACCAUGGAAAGAAUAGGAGCCAUAUUAGGCUUUGGUUAUGCAUAUGCUGGGUCAGGGAAGGAAAGCCUCCUCGAUGUACUCAUGCCAUCUCUAGUAGAUAAUGGCUGCAUCAUCGAGUGCAGCGUCUUCGCAGCCGUGUCGUUGGGACUUGUCUUUGUCGGUUCGCAAAAUAGAGAAAUUGCAGAAUACAUCAUUGACACAGUGAUGGAAAGAGAAAAGGUUCCAAAUUCGCUCGACCAGCCGAUUGCCAAAUUGUAUGCAGUCGCUUUAGGCCUCUUAUUCCUUUGCUCAAGAGAAAAAUGCGAAGCUACUCUCUCCGCUUUAGAAAUCAUCAAACAUCCAAUCGCAAAAUAUAUGAUGACCACGGUAGAGGGUAUGUCCUUUGCUGGCUCCAAUGAUGUUUUGAAGGUCCAAAAAAUGCUACAACUUCUGGUAGAGAAGAGAAAUGACAAGAAGGUUAAUAUGGAUAGUUUUUCGAAGCCAAGUGAUAGUCAUAAUCCUCCCUCCCAUGGUGGUAAUGCUUCUGAUGGAAAAACUACUCUCCCUGGGGUUUCGGAAGGGAAAGGCUCCGUUUCGGAUGGCAAGCGGGCCAACAACACCAUAGGUAGUAAGAGCGCCAAGGGGGGAUCAGCUGACGGGAAAGGUAAUGCAAACGGGGGAAGUGGCGCAGCUAGUGGCACCGCAAAUGGCGCAGGAGGCACUACCCCCCAGGCGGAAGACAACCUAGACCAGUGUGUAGCUAUCCUUAACAUUGCCCUCAUAGCCCUCACGGAUGAUAUCAGUUCCGAAAUGACCACUAGAAUUAUAGACCACUUUUUACAGUACUCAAAUUUGAACCAAAAGAAAGCAGUCCCCUUAGCCCUCGCGUUAUUAUUCACCUCCUUCCCUAAACCCAACAUCGUAGACAUCCUCUCCAAACUGACUCAUGACCAAGACGCAGAUGUCGCUUUGCAUGCAAUUAUGUCCCUAGGCUUUGUUGGUGCCGGGACGAAUAACUCACGUAUAGCAAUCUUACUGAGACAGUUAUCCACCUUCUAUUCCAAAGAUACCAAUGCCACCUUUGUUGUGAGACUGUCUCAAGGUCUGCUCUAUAUGGGAAAAGGGCUACUAACGAUUAACCCCCUUCAUUCGAAUCGAUCCAUCAUCAACCACGUAGCGUUGGGAUCUCUCCUCGUCACCAUCCACGCGUGUCUCCAAUUGAAGACCACCAUAUUGGGAAAGUACCACUACCUGCUGUAUCACCUUGUGCCCUGCAUUUACCCCCGCAUGCUCGUCACCGUCAACGAGGACUUGGAGCCACUUCCCAUCUCGGUGCGCGUCGGCCAGGCCGUAGACGUCGUCGGGCAAGCCGGGAAGCCCAAAACAAUCACGGGGUUCCAGACCCACGUGACGCCCGUCCUUCUCCUGCACACGGACCGCGCGGAGAUAGCCACGGAGGAGUACAUCCCCAUCAGUGACACUCUCGAAGGAAUCGUCAUUCUGAAGAAGGACCCCAACUACGUGCCGCCAGCGAUCAACUGA
Plasmodium inui San Antonio 1 is the source of this 3063-nucleotide messenger RNA. Its product is annotated as 26S proteasome regulatory subunit N1. Gene Ontology annotation, molecular function: enzyme regulator activity. Gene Ontology annotation, biological process: regulation of protein catabolic process; proteasome-mediated ubiquitin-dependent protein catabolic process. Gene Ontology annotation, cellular component: nucleus; proteasome storage granule; proteasome complex. The coding region runs from base 1 to 3063 and encodes 1020 amino acids. Lineage: Eukaryota; Apicomplexa; Aconoidasida; Haemosporida; Plasmodiidae. The transcript has 4 exons. The record is from RefSeq and is a predicted model, not a curated record.